UUUAAUGAAUAAAAAUAAUGAUCAGAAAUUCAAAGAGCCUCCUCCAUAUUACUUGUAAAUUUACAAUUGACAAUUAUUAAUAGUUUUGGCAUUCCUCUUCAUAAUAAGAGAGUGGCAUAACAAUUUUGCUUUAUUUUCAUCCUCGUCUUAAUUAUACCAUUUUCAAUGUUUUUCGGAUUAAGAGAAUCCUUGGGAGAAGUAAGUGCUGGUAUCUCUGCUGUUGUAUCCAUUUAAUUCGUCAUAGCCUUUUAUGUUGUUAUGAUCAUAAGAGACCCAGAAAACUUCCCAAAUGCUGAAAAAGCAAGAAAGCAAAUUGAAGAAAGGAAAUUAAAAACUAAGCAAAAUCAAGUUGAAACAGAACCACUCAAAUAGGAAAGUAAACCACUUACAAAUAAAUUGAAAUAAAAUUGAUAUGUCUUAAAUACACAUACAUAUAUAUAAC
Messenger RNA from Paramecium octaurelia, 442 nucleotides. The record is from the annotation of a GenBank genome assembly. Lineage: Eukaryota; Ciliophora; Oligohymenophorea; Peniculida; Parameciidae.